AUGCCAAAGCUCAUGAAAUUGUUUCGUGGAAUGUUCUGUAUCAAGAAACAACAACCACGUAUGACUGGACAUUUGUAUGGUAUUCUUCUGGCAGAAGAGUUGCGUUUGCAGCGGGAGGCCGAAGAAGAAGAAGAAGAAAGGAAACAAACUGAAACGGAUUCCCCAACUCCAGACACACAACAUCUUCUUGCCGGUCUAAACGAGGAACAGUUUUCUGAGCUAUGCUUCAAAUCACUCGUCUGGAAAUGGUCUAAGAUGAAUGAAAUAUUUACUAACGAACACUUUAGCUUUCAUGGUGAAAUGCUCACCGCUGGUCUGGAAUGCAACCAAGAAACUGAAGAUCAUAUCAUCGCGAUUAUUGAUGCAGCCAUUGAAGGAUAUCAAUAUACGAAGUAUGUAAGAUCAGCAGAAGAAGAAGCUCUGCCGAUUGCGCCUCUCGCUGAAGCUAUAAAUGCAUUCUACGAGUGCCGCUGGUUUGUCGAAGAGCUUCGGGAGAAUAUUAGAAACAAGAAUUGGCAGGCCCAAUUUGUUCGAAAGAGUCGUAAAAAUCAAAAUUCUGAGGCUUAA
Molecule: messenger RNA, 567 nt
Organism: Caenorhabditis briggsae
Lineage: Eukaryota; Metazoa; Nematoda; Chromadorea; Rhabditida; Rhabditidae
Exons: 3
Coding region: 1-567 (188 amino acids)
Source: RefSeq, a predicted model, not a curated record